Molecule: messenger RNA, 1206 nt
Organism: Lingula anatina
Lineage: Eukaryota; Metazoa; Brachiopoda; Lingulata; Lingulida; Lingulidae
Biological process (GO): regulation of apoptotic process
Molecular function (GO): protein binding
Source: RefSeq, a predicted model, not a curated record
AUGUAUGCCCUGAGCCCAAAAAUGGCAGACAGACUUGAUGUGUUUGUCUGCAAGAUACACAUAAAGCAGAAAGUAUCCGAGGAUCAGGAAGAGGACAUCAAAGUGCUGACAUCCACUGAGUUUGACAUCCACUGGAAGUUACCAGUUGCCCCCCCUAUGGACUUAUACAAUCUUAGUAGUUAUUCUGGUGGUCCAGCAAGCCUAAGAUCUGCUCCACAAUGGAGUUCACACCCAUUGCCAGGAGAUGAACUGCAGAGGCAUGGUGGCAACCAUUUUCAGUCACAACCAAACCAGCAGUAUUACAAGCAAGAGCCAUACCUACAGAAUCAACCUAGGUUUCAAUCCAACAUUGGUGGUCAGCAGGAAUACUUCCAAUCUCAAACAGCAAGGGAGAUGGCUGUACCAGGCCAAUACCAAGCAAAUCCACCACCAUUUCUACCCAACUUUGGCAACCAAAGGUUGCAACUAGGCAAUUUCCAAUCUCAGACACUGCCUGGUGAGUCAGCAGGACCAAAUAUAACCUAUCAUCAACAAGUAGAAUCCCAGCAUAGCAGACUACCUCAGGAGCCAGUCACUGACCACCACCUGGAGGAACAAGGUGGUGACCACAUUCAAACAAGGAGGAAAUCAGGCCAUGACUUCCAACCUUUACCACCACAGCAGGACCCUGUGGCUACUGAGGAUCAAGACCAAGGUGUUACUGACCCUCAGGCCAUCAAAACAAUGGGAAACGAAGCUCUUAACCAGGCCCAUGGGGAUAAUCAGUUAGAAAGUUUACCUACGGCAGUGACACAUGAGAUUGCUGGGGUUCUAACACAGAUUCCCACUAAUACAAGCAGCAUGCAUAUUACAUUCAAUGUUCAGCAGAAUUACCACAAUUACUCAGAAAAGGAAUCGAUGCCAAGCAUGAAAGAGAAAGAUGUGACAGCGUCAUUUCAUAAACAUGUCCCUACAAGUGUGAAAAAACGACUGAAUGAGACAUUUUCUCAAGAUGAUGUAUGGAACCAAGUAAAGAAGAUGUAUGGCAUUUCAGAUGAAACCCCAUGUCCUCCCGAUGUUGUGUCUUCUUUGUUGUCACAAGUUGAUGGUUCCAUUGCAUCUUUCAUCAGUGUGUUGUUAAAGUUAAAAGAACGCCACAGAGAAGGGCAGCAAGACAUUCCACAAGACUUGAUUAAUGAAGUCAAGGUAAUUGAUAAUAUGGUCUAA